AACAGGGCGAGGGAUCAUGGCUGCAGAACAAGAGGCUGAAGAAACUGUUUCUCAAGAGCUGCGCAGCGCCUCUGAGCUGAGGAUCGUGCUGCUUGGGGGACGCUGGGCUGGGAAGAGUUCAUCGGGGGACACCAUCCUGGGCAGGAAAGAGUUUAAAUCUGGAAUCAUCUCCUCAAAAGUAACAAGGGAGUGUAAGAAGAGAACAGGAGAAGUGGCUGGGAGACGGGUGACUGUGGUCGACACUCCAGACACAGACCGGGUCGAGAUUGAGAGAUGUGUUUCUCUGUCUGCCCCGGGACCCCACGCUUUCCUCCUGGUGAUGCAGGUGUAUUCAAAAUAUAUUAUUGACACUCGCAGCGAUGAAUACUGGAAAGCUGUAGUUAAACACCUGUGCGAAUCCUUUGAUAAAGUCGAGCAGCUGUUUGGUGAGAGAGCUGUGAGGAACACGAUGGUCCUUUUUACCCACGGGGAUUGUCUGGAAGGCAAGACAAUUGAACAGCGCAUUGAGGAAGCUGGCGAGGAGUUCCAGCAGCGUGUUCAGAAAUGUGGGAACAGGUAUCAUGUUCUCAACAAUAAGAAGAGGAGCGAUCGCACUCAGGUCACACAGCUCCUGGACAAGAUAGACAACAUGGUGAAGGGAAGUGGAGGCUGCUACAUCCCAAAUGAGAUUUACCAGCAGGUAGAAGAAAGGAUUAGACUAAAGGAACAGGAGCUGAAUAAGAAACACAAAGAGGAGCUGAGCAGGAAAGAAGAGGAGAUGAAACAGAAAUAUGAGGAGGAACAGAGUAGGAAAGAAGAGGAGCUGAUGGAGAAGUUGUGGAAGCAAAUGAAGGAAGAGGAGCUGGAGAAAGAGCCAGAGGAAUCCAAGCUGCCUGUCAGGAGAAGGAAAAGCUAUGAAAUCCUAUCACCCAAGAUGUCUGAAAGCAAAGUGGAGAACGAAUCAGAGGAAUUCAAGCUGCCUGUCAAGAGAAGGAAUAGCAAGGAGAUCAUCGACCCCAACAAUAACCAAGCGCCUCCCAGCCCCCCUGAGCUGAGGAUGGUGCUGAUUGGGAAGACUGGGGCUGGGAAGAGUGCAGCAGGAAACACCAUCCUGGGCAGAGAGGAGUUCAGAUCUGAAGCCAGCUCCUCUGCAGUAUCAAGGGAGGAUGAGAAGAGAAAAGGACAAGUAGCUGGGAGACCUGUUGCUGUGAUCGACACUCCAGAGCUCUCUCAGGACAAACUCCAGAUUAGGAGCUGUGUCUCUCUGUCUGCCCCGGGACCCCACGCUUUCCUCCUGGUGAUACCGGUGGGCCGAUUCCCAGAGGAAGAGAGGAGAGCAGUGGAGACAGUCCAGGAGAUAUUCAGUGAGGAGGCUGUGAGGAGCUACACGAUGCUGCUUUUCACACACGGUGACAAACUGAAAGGCAAGACCAUUGAGGAUUAUAUUCAGAUAGGCAGCAAGGAGCUCCAGCAGCUUGUUGAGAAAUGUGGGAACAGGUAUCAUGUUCUCAACACUGAGGACAGGAGCGAUCGCACUCAGGUCACACAGCUCCUGGACAAGAUAGACAACAUGGUGAAGGGAAACAACGGCAGCUACUACACCAGUGAGAUGUACCAGCAAGCAGAAGCAAAGAUCAGGCAAAGACAAGAGGAGAUACUGAAGGAGAAGGAAGAGACAAUACUGAGGGAGGAGGAGGAGCUGAGGGCAAAGCACCUGAAAGAACUGGAGAACACGAAAAGAGAGAGGAGACUGGAAAUCCAGAAACGAGACGAGAAGAUCAGAGAGCUGGAGGAGAGGAUCGGAGAGCUGGAGGAAGAGCUGAGGAAAGAACAGGGAGAGAAUCACACGAUCAAACUGGAGGAAGAGCUGAGGAGAAAGAGAGAGGAGAGAGAAAGGGCGGAGCGAGAGAAGGAGGAUUACAUCGAGAAGGGGAAGAAACAGAGGAGAGAGUGUGAGGAGAAACACAGGAGAGAGAUGGAGGCAGUCAGGCAGCGCUACGAGGAAAUCAUCAGACCAGAAGAAGAGACAGACAAUGAGUUUAUCAGCACAUAUGAAAAGCCAGCUGAAGCGAGAGGAGAAAGGGCAGCACUAGGGGCAGUGAUGAAUUAUGUCACAGGGCAGGAAGACUGA
Molecule: messenger RNA, 2110 nt
Organism: Polyodon spathula (Mississippi paddlefish)
Lineage: Eukaryota; Metazoa; Chordata; Actinopteri; Acipenseriformes; Polyodontidae
Product: trichohyalin-like
Exons: 5
Coding region: 17-2110 (697 amino acids)
Molecular function (GO): GTP binding
Source: RefSeq, a predicted model, not a curated record